UGAUUUAAUAAUAUUGAUUAUUGAUUUUAAAACAAACAAAUCCUGAAAAAUAAUAAAUGGUCACAACUUUUUUUUAUUAACAAUUGAUUCGGUUUUUUUUUAUAUCUUUAGCAUGGAGUUAAUAUUAACUACACAAGAUGUAAAGCCUUUGAGCAGCACACUUCGAGGUCGUCUUCCUGCUCUAAGAUGAAACAAAAACAAAAACAAAAAAACCCCUCAAACAAUAGAGUCAGGCUGCAGGAAACAGAGGCGACGACACGUCUGCUGCACAUCUCUGCACUCAUAAGUGAAACAGAGCCGUGAAGAUGAACUGGGUGUGUGCUCUCCUCUUCGCGUGGCUGUCAGAAGCACAUGCAGCACUGAUCUUCAGAUAUCUGUCAGUCAACCAGUCCCUGGAACUCUCCUGCUCCCUCCGGCCGAGCCUCGGCAGCUUGAAGAGACUCCAUCUGUAUCACAGAGACCCUCAGAGUCAAACCACUCUUCUGUCCAUGUCGGAGGACGGAGAGCUGAGUGUCGCACCGCAGCACAGGUGGCGCCUGCAGCUCCGAGGAGGACCGCAGUCCCCGGAGGUCAACGUGACCCUGUCCCACUUACAGCAGCGCGACACGGGGCUGUACCUGUGUGAGCUGAGCUACACAGAGGUCACCGACCUGCUCCUCAGUGACCAUCAGGUUUUUGUGUUCGUUCACAGUGAAGGGAGACCGUGUCACUGCUCUUCCACCUACCUCCCUCUGAUGUUGACCAUCUUUGCAGCAUCAGGACUUCUUGCAGCUGCUCUCCUUUGGCUGGCCACAGACAAAUGUCUGAAUACAAAGCAUCACCACAGACCACAGCCCCCCAGUCAUAGCAUCUACGAGGUGAUGGACAGGAAGCAGCAGAGUGAGGUUACCUCCCAAAAUAACCUCGAGAUGACCUCACACCUGGAGGAGGAAAUCUAUCCUGUCUACGCCAACCCGAAGAUCAUUGACCAACCACAGGACAGCUACUACGCCUGUCCCAGAAAGCCCCACCUCAGAGCCUGACCAACAUGAGGAAAAAAAAAACGAAGAAAAAGACAACCAAACCUCAAACACAAUCAAAAGUCACAUUUAACAGCCAAGAAAAACAAUGCUAUUUUAUUAAUAUUUGAAAGAAGCUCCAUAGUUCAUGAAAAGAUUUGCUUCGGUGCAUGUCAUUUUAACGAUCACAUUCUAUGAGGAGAAAGAGAUAUACAGAGUGGAAAAAAAUAAAAACAUUACAAGC
Cynoglossus semilaevis (tongue sole) is the source of this 1242-nucleotide messenger RNA. RefSeq lists its product as uncharacterized. The transcript has 4 exons. NCBI's taxonomy places the organism in Eukaryota, Metazoa, Chordata, Actinopteri, Pleuronectiformes, Cynoglossidae. Gene Ontology annotation, biological process: adaptive immune response. The coding region runs from base 306 to 1022 and encodes 238 amino acids. Gene Ontology annotation, molecular function: signaling receptor activity. The record is from RefSeq and is a predicted model, not a curated record. Gene Ontology annotation, cellular component: membrane.